Lodderomyces beijingensis is the source of this 2160-nucleotide messenger RNA. NCBI's taxonomy places the organism in Eukaryota, Fungi, Ascomycota, Pichiomycetes, Serinales, Debaryomycetaceae. The record is from the annotation of a GenBank genome assembly.
AUGUCGUCCUCGUCGACCGAAAUAGCGGAAGUCCCCACCCAGAAAAAGCCCGACUACCUCGAAAAACUUCAGCUACCGCAAGUGACAUUCCGCGCAACCAUAGUUGGUCUAGUCAUCGGCUCCAUAAUCCUCAUCUCGAACUUCCAAUUCGGCCUACAGUCGGGAUGGGUGUCAAUGAUGUCGCUACCGGCGGCAUUGCUCGGUUUUGCCGUGUUCAAACUCACCCCGUGGAGCAAGAGUUUCACCGACGUUGAAAAUGUCUAUAUUCAGAGUAUCGCCGUUGCCGUUGGCACGGGUCCCUUAGCCUACGGGUUCAUUGGCAUUAUUCCAGCCAUUGAGAAGUUCUUGGCUCCCGAUGAAUCCGGGGUAGGCAGACAUCUCACUUUUUCAACAACAGAGUUGAUGGUUUGGUCAAUGGGGUUGGGGUUGUUUGGGGUGUUUUUCGCCAUUCCCUUGAGAAAGCAAGUGAUUAUUAAGGAAAAAUUGCCGUUCCCCUCGGGCAGUGCUACAGCCACGUUGAUCUCGGUCUUGCAUGGCACGGACAUAUACGAGGAUGAAAGCGAUGAAGAAUUGGACCAAACCAAAAAGGACCCAGAAGAACAGCCAGAGGAAGAAGAAGAAGAAGUCGAUUAUCGACUUACUCAACAAACGUCCACUUCACAGCUUCUAGAGCCAUCAAACUACAAAUCCAACAUGGCCUCACUAAUCGUGACAUUCACGAUAUCGGCGAUAUAUACAUUAGCCUCGUAUUUCUUCCCCAUACUCAAGAAACUACCCAUUUUCGGAACAUGGGCUUCGAACAACUAUGGCUGGAAUUUCCAACCGUCUCCAGCUUAUAUUGGCCAAGGCAUAAUCAUGGGGUUGCCCACUGUCUCCUACAUGUUGUUCGGUGCCAUACUAGGCUGGGCCAUCCUCGCACCCUUGUCCCACCAUAUGGGAUGGGCCCCGGGCGAAAUUGACGACUGGGUAAAUGGAGGCCAGGGCUGGAUAUUGUGGAUAAGUUUGAGCAUGAUGGUGUCAGACUCGCUCGUUUCCUUUAUUGUGCUAAGUAUAAAGUCGAUAAACUCGUUUGUUAGUGAUUUCAAGAGAAGGCAAUCGGCGUCGCACCACACGAUGGAACUUCAGCGAUCACUCGUUGCAAACAGCGCCCCAAUUGAUGGAAGUGGAGGUGAUGGCGACGGCGACGGAGGCAACGACUCCACUAAUGAUGCCACUACCACAAAUACCACUACAUCAGAUACACUUUACUACAAAAGUAACAACCCCCUCCAGGAACCGCUCCAGAAGGCAGUAGAAGUGCCAGCAAACUGCCUCAUCUCAAACAAAGUCGCCAUCGUGGGCACAAUCCUCUCCUCAAUCCUAUGCAUCGCAACGCUCCACUGGAUAUUCGGCGACUUGAUCCCCAUCUACGCCUCAUUAACCGCGAUCCUCCUCGCUAUGCUCUUUAGUGUCUUGGCAACUCGAACAUUAGGCGUCUCAGACAUCAACCCCGUGAGCGGCAUCGGCAAACUUUCCCAGUUGAUAUUUGCUCUUAUAAUCCCCUCGAACCACCCAGCCAAAGUCUUGAUCAAUUUGAUCUCUGGUGGCGUAGCCGAGGCCGGGGCACAACAAGCAGGCGACUUGAUGCAAGACCUCAAAACGGGCCACAUGGUAGGCGCUUCCCCUAAGGCGCAAUUCAUCGCGCAAGUCAUCGGCACCAUAUACUCCGUCUUCCUAAGCUCCAUCAUGUACCGCGUGUACAUGUCUGUGUACACCAUCCCCAACGACAUUUUCCGCAUCCCCACUGCAAUCAUAUGGAUAGAUUGCGCCCGGUUAGUCACGGGUGACGGAUUGCCACCGCACGCAAUGGAAUUUUCAAUUGCAUUCGGGGUGGUGUUCGCUAUAAUCUCGUUGUUGAAAAACACGGUGCUGCAAAACUCACAAUACUACAAGCACCUCGUGUGGUUGCCGAGCGGAGUUGCCGUGGGCAUUGGAAUGUACAACACGCCCAACUUCACCCUCGCGAGAUUCAUCGGCGGUCUCAUUGCGAACCACUGGUCACGCUUGAGCAGCAGAGGAAGAAUCGGCAUGAUUAUCUUUAGCAGUGGCUUGGUUCUAGGGGAGGGUUUACUCAGCGGGUUCACCAUGUUGCUUACAAGCUUAGGUGUCAAACAUUUUUAG